This is a messenger RNA of Cotesia glomerata, 1385 nucleotides long. It is a transcript of the gene Cyt-c1, whose product is annotated as cytochrome c1, heme protein, mitochondrial. The coding region runs from base 79 to 1008 and encodes 309 amino acids. Gene Ontology annotation, biological process: mitochondrial electron transport, ubiquinol to cytochrome c. Lineage: Eukaryota; Metazoa; Arthropoda; Insecta; Hymenoptera; Braconidae. The record is from RefSeq and is a predicted model, not a curated record. Gene Ontology annotation, molecular function: electron transfer activity; heme binding. The transcript has 8 exons.
UUUAUAAUUAAACAAAUUUCACGAAUAAAAAUUUUUAAUUUGACUUGCAUUCUUUUCACAAUUGCACCUCUGGCCAACAUGGCGGCAUCGCUUGGACGUAUUUGUCGAUCUGGAUUUUUAAAAUCUAAUAAUGGAAGUCUAUUUAACCAGUCUAGUCAAUUCUCGACGGUUAAAGACUGGUCCAGAAGUCGAAAGGCGAUGGUUUCAUGUUUGGGUGUAGCCGUUGGAGGUGUUGGAGCAUUAAUUUAUUCAUUAGAGCAGUCAGUAAAAGCAUUUGAAUUGAUUGCUCAUCCUCCACACUACCCCUGGAGUUGGGAAGGUUUUGUAAAUUCCCUCGAUCAUGCAAGUAUGAGGCGAGGAUGGGAAGUUUAUAAAAAUGUUUGCUCAGCUUGUCAUAGUUUGAAAUUCGUCGCUUUCCGUCAUCUUAUUAAUGUAACGCAUACAGAAGAAGAAGUUAAAGCGAUCGCUGAAGAAUAUCAAAUAAAAGAUGGUCCUGAUGACAAAGGAGAGUAUUUCAUGCGGCCAGGAAAGGCAUCAGAUUAUAUUCCUAAUCCUUAUCCAAAUGAAGAAGCAGCUCGUGCUGCUAAUAACGGAGCUUAUCCACCAGAUCUUUCGUACAUUGUUAACGGAAGACACAAUGGGGAGAAUUACGUCUUUUCAUUGUUAACUGGAUUCUGUGAUCCGCCUGCCGGAAUCUCACUUCGAGAAGGUCAAUACUUUAAUCCCUACUUCCCUGGAGGUGCUAUUGGUAUGGCUCCGCCCAUCUACGAUGAAGUAAUUGAAUUCGAAGAUGGAACUCCAGCAACAACAUCUCAAAUUGCUAAAGAUAUAACCACUUUCCUUAUGUGGACAUCAAAUCCUGAGCACGAUGAACGAAAAUAUUUAUUUAUAAAGACUCUUGCAGUUGGUAUAGUACUAAUGGCUGGAUGUUACUGGAUGAAGAGACACAAGUGGUCAACUGUCAAAUCUACCAAACUAGCAUUCAUCCCUAAAAAGAAACAGCAGUAGUAAAAAAUCACAAACAAAUAAUUAAAUAAAUAAAAUAUUAACUCAAUUUAAAACAAUUUAGCUCGAAAAAUAACUUACUUAUUAUAUGAACGGUUUAGCAAUCGAUAACGCCAUCAAUAUUUAUUGGUUUAAUUUAAUGAAUACGUAGUUUUGAUAAUUUAAGCUGAUUCAAAAACGUAAAAAGUUUAAGGAUGGUAUUAUCUAAUUAAAAUUAUGCUUGAAGUUAUUAAGAGUAUGGUAUUAAUAUGCCAGUGGUUACAUAAUUUAACUCUCAAUAACUCAGCUGUCAAUUCAUACCGUAUGAUUGAAUUCGUACAAUGUACAUAGAUGCCAACAGUGACAUCAUCAUCUUUAAUAAAUCGUUGAAAAAAAAAAUU